Polistes canadensis is the source of this 3163-nucleotide messenger RNA. Its product is annotated as protein 5NUC-like. NCBI's taxonomy places the organism in Eukaryota, Metazoa, Arthropoda, Insecta, Hymenoptera, Vespidae. Gene Ontology annotation, cellular component: plasma membrane. The record is from RefSeq and is a predicted model, not a curated record. The transcript has 8 exons. Gene Ontology annotation, biological process: AMP catabolic process. Gene Ontology annotation, molecular function: nucleotide binding; metal ion binding; 5'-nucleotidase activity. Bases 703 to 2565 code for a protein of 620 amino acids.
GCUCGUCCCUCGGCAAAAUCACAACGUAUCUUUAUUGACUCUGUUCGUUUCUUCAAGAAUCGCGUGUUUCUUUUCCUUCUUAUUGUGUUAAAGAAAAUUGUAAUAAACCUAAUCGAAAAUCACACUUAAACUUCACGUUGUUCGAUCAUAUACAUAUAUAUAUGUAUAUAAAUAUAUAUAUAUGUAUGUGUCGCAACUUCGAUCGUACCUCAACUUCUUUAUUACAUUUUUCUGCCACGUGCUCUUUCUCGUUACUACAAUUAUUACUUAUAAUUAAUCUUUUUUAAAAAUUACACAUAUAUCUCUCAAGAAAGAUCAAUUAUUCUUUUCGACCGAUAGGAGUAUAUUUUGUAAAUAUUUUGAGAGUGUUAGCAGCACGCGAUACUUUAGUGUUUUAUUUUAAGUAUAUGAAGAAUGAUAUAAGUGAAAGAUUAAUUGAAAUAAAUUGAAUUGGAAUAGAGGUGAUUUAUCUAUUUUUAAAGUAAGAAUAGUAACGAACUAUUAAAAGAACUAGUUCUCCGAAGGUUUUAUUAUAUCAAGGACAAUCAGUUUACUUAUUAUUAACAUAUCGAUAAUAAAAAAACUAACAGCAAUAAAGAAGGUCUCAACGAGUCGUAAAACAACAUUUAUCGGUACCGUGUAUUUACGUUGCAAGGCAAUUAUUUCAAUAUUAAUAAGAUACAAUAUUAAUGAGUCGUAACAAUGUUUGUGUUACUGUUACGUACGUUUCCAACGAUUUUCAUACUACUUACGGUAACAAACGACGUGGUCUAUGGAAAUCCUGUAUCUUCGCAGAAUGAAAAUGGGGGACUUACUUUCCACAUUGUUCACACUAAUGAUAUGCACGCCAGAUUCGAAGAAACUUCUAAAAUGUCAGCACCAAUUUGUCCUAAACAGGAUGUCAAAGCAGGUAAUUGUUACGGUGGUUUCGCCAGAAUAGCAACAUUGAUUCGCCAAGCUAGAAAUUCGUCCAUACCAACGUUAUUUUUAAACGCUGGUGAUACUUAUCAAGGUUCUGUUUGGUAUAAUAUUUACAAAUGGAAAAUCGUAGUUAAAUUUCUCAACAUUCUCGCGCCAGAUGCAAUAAGUCUUGGAAACCACGAGUUCGAUGACGGUGUGAAUGGUUUGAUACCCUUCAUCGAGAAUGCAAAGUUUCCCGUUCUCGCAACUAAUCUUGAUCUAUCGAAAGAGCCGAAGUUAAAAGCGACGAAAUUAGCAAAUAGUACGAUCUUGUUAAUAAACAAUACGAAAAUCGGUGUGAUCGGUUAUCUCACGCCAGAGACAACGAUCCUAUCGAGCACCGAAAAUGUGAUAAUUAAUGACGAAAUACCAGCAAUUCGUGAGGAAGCUAAAAAAUUGAAGAAACAGGGUGUCAAUAUUCUCAUUGCUUUGGGUCAUUCCGGAUUCAACGUUGAUAAAAAAAUUGCGAAAGAAGUUGAGGACAUCGAUCUUGUCAUCGGUGGGCAUACCAAUACUUUUCUAUAUCGUGGCAAACAACUUGACAUCGAACACCCAGAAGGUUUUUAUCCUACUGAAAUUAUACAAGACAAUGGCAGAAGAGUCUAUGUUGUUCAAGCAUACGCUUAUACCAAAUAUCUUGGUAACUUUAGCGUUACAUUCGAUUCAAAUGGUGAAAUUACUCACAUAGAGGGUAAUCCGAUUCUCGUAGAUCAUAGCAUCGAACAGGCACCUGACAUUAUCGAUGAACUGAAUAUACUCAGGCCUGCAAUCGCUAAUAUAACUUCGAUAGAAAUUGGAAGGACUCGCGUAUUGCUCGACGGUGAUAGUAAAACUUGCAGACGGAAAGAAUGCAAUUUAGGAAAUCUCAUUACAGAUGCUAUUGUCAAUUACAAUGCCCAGGAAUAUCUUGUCAAAGGAAAAUGGACCGACGCUGCUAUUGCUGUUCAGAAUAGUGGAAGUAUUAGAGCAUCUAUUACUAGAGACUUAGACGAUAAGAUCACAAUGGGUGAUGUACUUGGUGUUCUACCAUUUGGCAAUACCAUAUUCAAAGUUUCUAUGACAGGAGAACAAAUGCUUUCAAUGUUAGAAUGGAGCGUAUAUAAUCUUCAUUACAAUUCUUCAGAUAAUUUAUUUGGUGCAUUCCUUCAAUUUUCUGGCCUUCAGGUUUUAUAUAAUAUUUCUCGUCCAGUUAAUUCGAAAGUUGUUUCCGUUAAAGUACGAUGUGCCGCUUGUAAUAUUCCAAGUUAUAGUGAUCUCAAUAAAACUGCAACUUACAAUGUUCUGAUAAAUGAUUUUAUGUAUAACGGAGGAGAUGGUUACAAGAUGUUAAAAGACCUUAAAUUUACAGCAAUAGGUGUUACCACAGCAGAUAUGGUUGGUCAAUAUUUGAAAAAGUACAGUCCUGUUUACACUGGUGUUAAUUGGAGAAUUAAUUAUGUUCACGGAGUAUAUUCUGACAAAGUUAAUAACGAAAGUAAAUUAUAUAUCACAGAUACAGAAUAUGUUAAUAAAAUUAAAAACAAAGAUACAUCAUCUGCCUCGGUAAAGGGAUAUUCGAUAAGACUUAUAAUUUUGUUAACGAUAUCUAUUGGAUUGUUAACGUAAUCGUUCCGUUGUAACGGUAACUUUACGUUAAGUUUGGCAGAAGAAGUACGACAUUUGACAGUAUUUACAACAUAAUUUAAUGACAUAUAAACGACACAGUUUAAUGACAUAAUUAUUAAAGACGAAAAAUAUGACACGUUGGCGUGUAUACGUUACCAUAAAAGACCGAAAUUGGAAAAUGCCAAAAUUCACAUGUUUGCUUGUCAACACAUACCAAAUACGUUAUAUAACAACACAUACCAAGACCGAAUAUUUAAGUUAAUUUUUGUAUAUUAAUAUUUCGGACAUACACAAAGCGACCACGAUAACAUAAAUACAAGUCAUUUACGGAUAAUUUGAAUAUCCUUUAACAUUUAUUAAUUGAUAAUAUAUUUUUAAGGAUAUAUUAUUCUAGUAAUUACUUUUCCACAAAUAUUCAUUAUCUUAUUACACGUAUUAAGUAACUUACAAAUACUUUACAAUGUAUAAUCCGUAUUUGUAUUAGUACUGGCAGUAUGUUUCAUUAUUGAAUUAUCUACCUCAGAAAAUAUAAGAAUUCGAGUAGUUUAUUUUUGCAAUGUAUAAUUUUUAAUGAAUAUAUAAUAAAAUAAUUAGCAAU